This is a messenger RNA of Rotaria sordida, 225 nucleotides long. Lineage: Eukaryota; Metazoa; Rotifera; Eurotatoria; Philodinida; Philodinidae. The record is from the annotation of a GenBank genome assembly.
AUGGUUAAUGCUUAUUCAUUUGAUGGUAUAAUUAUCUUUGUUUUAUUAACAAUAUGUACAUGUGGUUAUAUGCGUCGUGUACCAAAAUUACGUGAAUGGUUUCUAUCGGAAAAAAAAGGAUUUGCUGGCAUUUUUUACAAAGCGUCAAUAAUUGGUACUCGUCUUUCUCUUGUUGUUGCAAUCUCAUGUGCUACUAUGGCUUUUUGGCUUGCGUUUUUACGAUAA